Messenger RNA from Manihot esculenta (cassava), 1622 nucleotides. RefSeq names its product protein REVEILLE 6. NCBI's taxonomy places the organism in Eukaryota, Viridiplantae, Streptophyta, Magnoliopsida, Malpighiales, Euphorbiaceae. The transcript has 8 exons. Gene Ontology annotation, molecular function: DNA binding. The record is from RefSeq and is a predicted model, not a curated record. Bases 204 to 1283 code for a protein of 359 amino acids.
AUAUAUAUGUAUAAACACGAGUCAUUUAUAAGCCACAAUCCUCUGCUCUCUUUGCUUGUUGCUGCCUUACGAAACCGAGAACCAGAAGAAAGUAAGCCAAACGAAACCCAAGAAACUAGUCACACUGUAGAGACCUACCGCAACCGGAACUCUAAACGGAAGCAUUUUCUGGGAAGCAUUUUGGUCUUCUUACUUUUUAGCUUAUGGUGUCGGUGAACCCCAAUCCAGCUCAGGAGUUUUACUUCCUUGAUCCUAUGAAUAUGGGACUUCCUGGUCUCAAUUCUCUGCCGCCGCAGAUGACUUCUAAUACCCUUAGUACUAAUACUACCUCCACGGCUACUAAUACUACUUCGGCGUCCACGACGAGUGCGGGUGCUAAUACUGUAGCGUUUGCGGACGAUCCCAGUAAGAAGAUCCGGAAACCGUAUACUAUCACCAAAUCUAGAGAGAGCUGGACCGAGCAAGAGCACGACAAGUUUCUAGAAGCUCUUCAACUAUUUGAUCGUGACUGGAAGAAGAUUGAAGCAUUUGUUGGAUCAAAGACAGUCAUCCAGAUACGUAGCCAUGCACAGAAGUACUUUCUGAAGGUUCAAAAGAGUGGGACAAGUGAACAUGUUCCUCCACCACGGCCAAAGAGAAAAGCAGCUCAUCCCUACCCACAAAAGGCACCUAAAAAUGCGGCUCCAGUUGUCACCCAAGUGCCUGGUUCAUUUCAAUCUUCAUCUGCUUCUUUAGAACCUGGAUAUGCUUACAGAUCAGAUGCACUGUCAGUUCCUGGAAAUCCAGUAGCUGGUGGAACUGUGACAACAUGGAGCUUUAAUUCUGUGCCUGCAGUCAAUGUGUCUCAAGUAACUAAAGAUGAUAUGAGAUUGGCUCAGCAAAAAAUUGCAAAUAAUUGCUAUAGUAGCAGCAACGAGAGCACCCCAAGGGCUUGGCAAACUAGUGAAAUAAUUGACCGAGGAGAUCAAGGAAAGCCAAAAAGAGGUCAGUUUGUGCCAGAUUUUGCUCAAGUGUACAGCUUCAUUGGCAGCGUCUUUGACCCCAGUGCCACUGGUCACCUGCAGAGAUUGAAACAGAUGGACCCAAUAAAUUUGGAAACAGUAUUGCUGUUGAUGAGAAACCUCUCCGUUAAUUUGGUGAGUCCGGAGUUUGAGGAUCAUAGAAGGUUGCUGGUCUCAUAUGAUACUGAGAGUGAGAGGGUAAAAUCUGUUAGCCCUUACAGCAAUGUUGGCGUGGACAGAACUCGGGAUAUCCUUUCGGCUCCAAAAGCAGUGAGAGGCUGAAAAGUUCUUUGGUCUUUUGCUACAUUGGGCACAAUAAUGUUCCCAUAAGGUUGUGUGCUAAUUCACAAGAGUAACUGCGGGGGCUAAGGAAAUGUCUGCAAGAAAUAACACUUCCCAAAUGAAUAAGGGGGUUGCCAGAGGUUUGUAUAUAUUUUAAUUCAUGUGAUAUAAUAUUAAGAUGAUAUAGUUUCUUGUAUAUAUAUGAUAGUUUUUGGUCUUCGGAAAUGUAGCGGAGUUAGAUGUUCAAUGUUACGUUUCUCGGGCUAUCUGUAUAGAGUUUUGAGUGAAUUUGUUUUUGUUUUUAUAAAUAAAUAAUAAAUGUAGGUGUGGUUAUGAUGA